Melampsora larici-populina 98AG31 is the source of this 1026-nucleotide messenger RNA. RefSeq lists its product as uncharacterized. The coding region runs from base 1 to 1026 and encodes 341 amino acids. NCBI's taxonomy places the organism in Eukaryota, Fungi, Basidiomycota, Pucciniomycetes, Pucciniales, Melampsoraceae. The transcript has a single exon. The record is from RefSeq and is a predicted model, not a curated record.
AUGUGUUCAUCGGCUGCAAUCUAUUAUACACAAGAUCUCAUUGAUGCCAUCUCAAUCAAAUACAAGAAUCAGAAGAUUGCAUCAAAGUAUCCUGCUUGGCAUGUAGCAACACAUAUGUGGACAUCAGAGACACUACUUCCAUUUGUAUACUUUGUUCUGACUUGCAAUCCAAGCUUUAGGGACUGGGAAAACAUCAAAAGGUUCACAGCAUUGGUCUCCAAGGCUUAUCACUAUGAAAAUCCUGAGCCAAAUAUUGAGAAACUUACCCAAUUCAUCCUGUGGCAUACAGAGGUAAUUUACCACAUCUUACAAUUAGGUCCAAAGAUCAAAUCAUCACAAGGUACUCCAAUAAAACAUUCAAUGGAUAUACAACUUAAGGCUCCAAAACUCUCAACACUGGCCAUGAUUGUCUACCUGUUUCAUUCUGAUUCAGAUAGCUUCACUGCAAACCAGAGCACUAGGGAUAUCUUGGAGCGGCAUGUUUCUGUGACUUUUGAAAGAGACUAUCAACUUGGUUAUCCAACCCGCCAAAAUGAUCAGGAUGUGUAUGAUUCACUUAGGUCAAAGUGGGAAACCAAAUCAGAUGAGAUCACAACCACAGCUAAAGAUGUGCAUUGGCCUAAAUGCCAAUUUCCACUAAGGAGUAAAUCUGAGCCAAUGCUUUUGUUAAAUGGGGACAUUGAGAAUGACAUGAGAGUGAAGCAAGAUCCUCAAGUGUCUAGCUUCAUCCACAAUUGGCAAACACACUUCCUGGAAACAGUGAGAUUCAUCAGGAAUUCAAAGCCAGAAAACUUGGGUUUUCCUCCUUACACUCUCAAGAAUUUCUCUCGUGGGAUUCAUUUGUUUUUACAAGAUAGCCUUCCUGGAUCUGAUAAAUUUGAAGUAACACUUUUUGCUGAAUUCAUUCAUCAAGAUCCACAAGAUGAAUUCUUUGUAGAUUUUUGGGAAAAGUUUGAUGCCUCAGACUCUGGGAGGUUCUUGAAUCAACAAAAGAGAAGGAAAAGUAGGGUUGAAGUUAGACCCUGA